Molecule: messenger RNA, 1113 nt
Organism: Penicillium lagena
Lineage: Eukaryota; Fungi; Ascomycota; Eurotiomycetes; Eurotiales; Aspergillaceae
Product: Gfo/Idh/MocA family protein
Exons: 4
Coding region: 1-1113 (370 amino acids)
Molecular function (GO): nucleotide binding
Source: RefSeq, a predicted model, not a curated record
AUGGGUGUUAUCACGGAGUCGGAUCUUGAUCCUGAAACGGUCCUAUAUCCAGCAACAUCUCACCCCGGCUUAAUUCUCCACGCCAUCGCCGCCCCCGACGUGCCAACAGCGGAGCGUCUGGCUGCACGCUUCCACUUUGCAAAGGCAUACGGCUCCCGCACCGCGUUGCUCGAUGAUCCCUGUAUUGCCGCUGUGUUCGUCUCUGCUCCUAUCGGGCUACGUUUCUCCGUUGUGGAGCUGGCUCUGAGGAAGGGAAAACAUGUUCUCUGCGAGAGUCCCCUCGCCGCGAAUGCGAACGAGGUGAAGAUCUUGGUAGACUUGGCGAAAGCGAUGGGACUUGCGUUGUUAGAGGGUGUCGAUUGGCAGUUCCAUCCGGCGGCGCAUGCAUGGCGCAAACUGGUCGAUGCGCGCGAAUCUGGACGCAUUCUUCGCUCCGAGGCUGUUAUGACAUCGACCCCGAAAAUCCCCUUGGAGGAUAGUCGAUGGAAAUUCCAUUUAGGAGGCGGCUCAACUUUAGCCCUAAUCCCAGCCCUAGCAUGCACGCGGUUCUCUUUACACGCAACAACGCUCGCAACCGUACUCUCCGUAACGGCGCGACUAGCCCAGAAAGACCCACGCAUCGACGCAGCAGUGCACGCGCACCUGGUCUUCGAAAAUGCCCACAAUCACUCCGUGCACAGUCGGAUAUAUACAGACAUGGCGCGGCCAUGGGCGCGAGGAUUCGUGCCGCGCGUGUGGGAGCUGCCCUCUAUUGAGGUGGAGACGGAGAUGACGGUGUUAUUUUUCUAUAACUUCACGCAGCCGCAUCUGUAUCACUAUAUCAGCGUCACGAAUAAGACAACGGGGGAAACGAGCUAUUAUAAGCAGUAUGACGGGGGUCCGUUGUGGGGUAAAGUGACCGUUUCCACAGGCGAGAAGGGCGGACAGAGCGGGUGGAGUACGUAUCGAUGGCAGUUGGAGGCGUUCGUGGAUGCCGUGUUGGGGAAAACGCCUGCUUAUUGGAUUGCUGCGCAGGAGAGUGUGUGGAAUAUGGAGGACGUGGAUGCUAUCUACAGAGCGGCGGGUUUGCCGAUGCGGGAGUCGAGUACUGAUGGAGAAGGGAAAAAAGACUGA